AUGGCACCAAGUUUCCGUGACAUUGUCGGAAUCCCACCGUCCACUGCAUCUACCAGCGACUCCGCGCUGUUAAUCAUCGACGCGCAAAAUGAAUAUGCCUCAGGAAAACUCAAAGUAACAAACGCCGCAGAAAGCGGAAAAGCCAUCGCAGACCUUCUCGCCAAAUACCGCAAAGCCGGUGGAAAAAUAAUCCACAUCCUGCACAAGGAAGACGAUGGCGCCCCCGUAUUCACACCUGGAACCCAUCUCGCCGAUGAAUUCCAGGAACUCACAGCACAAUCCACCGAACCAACAAUCUGGAAACAAUUCCCCGGCGCCUUCGAGCAAACCACUCUACACGAAACGCUGCAGAGCAUGGGUAUCAAGAAGCUUGUUUUGACGGGCUACAUGGCGCACGUGUGCGUGUCUACGACUGCGCGCGAGGGGUUUCAAAAAGGGUAUGAAGUCUUGCUUGCAGAAGAGGCGAUUGGGGAUCGUGAUAUUCCUGGGGUGAGUGGUGAGGAGGUGAAGAGGGUGGCGCUUGCGGAGUUAGCAGAUGUGUUUGCGACAGUUGUUAAGGUCGCGGAUGUG
Molecule: messenger RNA, 570 nt
Organism: Bipolaris zeicola 26-R-13
Lineage: Eukaryota; Fungi; Ascomycota; Dothideomycetes; Pleosporales; Pleosporaceae
Exons: 3
Source: RefSeq, a predicted model, not a curated record